This is a messenger RNA of Oncorhynchus gorbuscha (pink salmon), 1034 nucleotides long. Its product is annotated as olfactory receptor 10A4-like. Gene Ontology annotation, biological process: G protein-coupled receptor signaling pathway. Gene Ontology annotation, molecular function: olfactory receptor activity; G protein-coupled receptor activity. NCBI's taxonomy places the organism in Eukaryota, Metazoa, Chordata, Actinopteri, Salmoniformes, Salmonidae. Gene Ontology annotation, cellular component: membrane. The transcript has 7 exons. Bases 33 to 1034 code for a protein of 333 amino acids. The record is from RefSeq and is a predicted model, not a curated record.
UCCUCCAUCCCCCCCACCUUCCCCAGUACAGUAUGUUUGAGGUGAAUGAGAACUACACGCGUGUGUCAGAGUUUGUGAUCGUGGGCUUCCCGGGGCUCCAUCCAUCCUUCUACCAGCUGGUGGCCUGGUUCUUCUUCUUCAUCUAUGUGAUCACGGUGGUGGGGAACCUUCUGCUGGUUGUACUGUUUGCCCUGGUGCGCAGCCUGCAGAAACCCAUGUACAUCAUCAUGCUCAGCCUGGCUCUGUCAGAUAUAGGUUUUGCCACAGUGGCCCUUCCCAAAGUAAUAGCUCGGUGGUGGUGGGACGACGGGAGGAUCUCCUUCCAUACGUGUCUGUUCCAGGAACAAAUGAUCCACUACUUUGGAACACUCAACUCUCUCAUCAUGUUGACUAUGGCUAUGGACCGAUACCUGGCUAUCUGUCACCCUCUCAGAUACCCUAUGUUGAUGACCAACCAGAUAAUGAGUGGUCUAACAGUCUUCUCCUGGAUGUCAGCCACAGUCUCACCUGCCAUCGGCACCAUAGACUUCACUAGGAAAGUAGCAUUCUGUGGUCCCAACCGAAUUCUCCAUGCCUACUGUGACGCUCUGUCCCUGACUAAACUGUCCUGCUCCGACAUGGCGGCGAUCCAGGGCAGCUCCAUUGGCCUGGCCUAUUUUGUGCUCCUCGUCCCCUUCUCCUUCAUCGUCUUCUCCUAUAUCAACAUCAUUGUCACCGUGAUGCGCAUGGCUAACGCACAGGGCAGGAUGAAGACCUUCUCUACCUGUGCUACUCAGGGCUGUAUCAUCCUUAUUUACUACAUCCCCCGUUUCAUAGUGUACGCUACACCCUACAUCCCCAACCUGAUCAUGACCCCUGACCUCCGCAUCGGCCUCACCCUUUUCUACAGCCUGUUCCCCCCGGUGGCCAACCCGUUCAUCUAUAGCUUCAGGACCAAGGAGAUCAGAGCCGUCCUGGGGCGCUGGAGACAGGGCUGGAGGAACAGGCAGACAGAACAGAGUAUACCCAAAACUGUGGCUGUUAUCACUAAAUGA